This is a messenger RNA of Botrytis fragariae, 1365 nucleotides long. RefSeq lists its product as uncharacterized. Lineage: Eukaryota; Fungi; Ascomycota; Leotiomycetes; Helotiales; Sclerotiniaceae. The record is from RefSeq and is a predicted model, not a curated record. The coding region runs from base 1 to 825 and encodes 274 amino acids. Gene Ontology annotation, molecular function: protein binding. The transcript is spliced from 4 exons.
AUGUUCAAGCGUUCCCAUAGAUCGAAUGAUCGUGUGGAAAAGAACAUUAAAUUGAAGAAAUCAUAUAGGGAUCCCGCAAAAUUGUCGAAAUUGCAGAAGUCGUUCGAUCAAAGCUCGCAAGACUCACCCAAUGCGAGUGGUUUGACCUCACCAAUUGUAACAUUUACAGUUGGCAAGGAAGGACGACUGUUUGCGGCGCAUGAAGAUGUUCUUUCCUUGUCUCCAUACUUUGCGACGGCAAUGAGAGGACAAUUCUUCGAGGCGCAGAGUAAGAGGAUCACUUUACCCGAUGAAGAACCCGAAAUCUUCUCCUGUGUUCUCGAAUACCUUUACAAGGGUGACUACUAUCCACGUUUGAUUCACAACAAACGCCGAAACUCUUGGGAGCUUGAGGAUGCAGAUCAUUCACCCAACCCCGAAAAUAUAGGUGGCCGCGGGUCGGUAGAGGCUACAAGUUAUAUAUCCAGCGUGGGAGAACACCUUUUAAAGGAUACUGUCAUAUACUGCGCUGCGGAGAAGUAUGGUCUCGAGGAACUCAAACGCGUUGCUCUUCGGAAGCAAGGUUUACAGAGUGAAAUCGAGGUUGCUACAAUUCUUCGUAGUGCUCGGUAUGCUUAUGACAACACGCCAGACACGGACUCUAGGCUACGCGCUCAUUAUCUUGCCUUGAUUAUCAGAUGUCGUAAGACAUUUAAGAGGAGCGGAACCAUGCAGACAGAAAUGGAGAGUGGCGGUAAACUUUUUUUUGACCUUUUCGUGGCAUUAUGCAAUCAUGUGGAUGAUAUUGUGGAUAUUGGAAAUUCCAAAUCUCCAAAAACCAUCUGAAGUGUUGCAUGUUCCAUGUUAGGUAUUUCGGCACGGCGUCAAUUGUUUUUGAGAUUGAUCAUAUAUCUCCAUCAAAUUUGGUACCCAUUUCGGAGAUUUUUGCGAUGCUUGCACCAAAUUCCUCCGCCUCGACACACGAGGUUGGCCAUCUUUUUGAUGAUUCACGAGAUUAAUUUUCUAUCCUUUUCUCAGUCAUACCCCUUGCUAUCUCGCUCCGAUGUUGUUCUUUUAAGCGGAAGGAACUCGCGUUUGCUUUUUCUUGCUUUCUGUACUGUUUUGCUAUCAACUUUCACAAAUUGCUUGACUUACUCUGUGGGUAUGUUACUCGUUGCGUUUGGAAUUGAAAAGGAAAUGGUAUAGAUGGAUCUACUGGUCGGGCGACUUCUUCGCACCACUUUUCUUAUUUCUGUUGGGAUGCAUGGAGAUGCUGUAGCUUUAGUUGUGUGCAUGAUCUUGAUGAUUAUGUACGGGCGGUCCCUAGUGGAUGCGCCAGCCUAGGCCCUCGUCAGGGCAUUAUAAUGAGAGAUUUGGCCACCUCAA